AAGAGACAGAGCAUCAAAUGAGGUGCGGGCCAUUUCCCGCCGCAGACUCUCCCCUUAGAAGGGUGGAGCCUAGGCAGAAAAGGGCUUAAGGCGCAUGCGCGUUUAGCCGCUGUUUCCAGUUGGCGCUUGUCCGGUCGAAGCGUCCAAGCUUUACCUUGGGUGAGGGGAUGAGGAGAAGGGGCGGGGUUAGGCUUCUGGGAACUAUUUUAUCUGCUGUCUUCGUGAGCCUUAGAGGGGAUUAGACGGAAAAACGUCUAAUUGGUGCCCUUCUGCGGUGUGCGGGGGUCUGCACCCAGGCUUCUUCAUGGCUUUCCCUGCGUUUAGGCGGUGGUGCUUGGACAAACAGCCCUGCUGCGUCCGCGUACCUGGCUCCCCUUUCAAAGUCGUCUGGUCUCUUGCGCCUCGUCAUUCCCUCACUCUUGCUUGUUGAACAUGGCAAUGACUGGUCCAGCACCUUGCUCAUCCAUGAGCAAUCAUACCAAGGAACGAGUUACAAUGACAAAAGUGACUCUAGAAAAUUUCUACAGCAAUCUGAUUGCACAGCAUGAAGAACGGGAAAUGAGACAAAAGAAAUUAGAAAAAGUGAUGGAAGAAGAAGGCUUAAAAGAUGAAGAGAAGAGAAUUAGGAGGUCAGCACAUGCCCGAAAAGAAACGGAGUUUCUGCGCCUAAAAAGGACAAGGCUUGGAUUGGAAGAUUUUGAAUCUUUAAAAGUAAUAGGCAGAGGGGCGUUUGGAGAGGUACGGCUUGUUCAGAAAAAAGACACAGGGCAUGUAUAUGCAAUGAAAAUCUUACGCAAAGCAGACAUGCUUGAAAAAGAACAGGUUGGCCAUAUUCGGGCGGAGCGUGACAUUCUAGUGGAGGCAGACAGUUUGUGGGUUGUAAAAAUGUUCUAUAGCUUUCAGGAUAAGCUAAACCUCUACCUAAUAAUGGAGUUCCUGCCUGGAGGAGAUAUGAUGACAUUAUUGAUGAAAAAAGAUACCCUAACAGAAGAGGAGACUCAGUUUUACAUUGCAGAGACUGUGCUUGCUAUAGAUUCAAUUCAUCAGCUGGGUUUUAUUCAUCGUGAUAUUAAGCCAGAUAACCUCCUUUUGGACAGUAAAGGACAUGUGAAGCUAUCAGACUUUGGUCUUUGCACUGGACUAAAGAAAGCUCAUAGAACUGAGUUCUAUAGAAAUUUGAGCCACAGUCUUCCCAGUGACUUUACUUUUCAGAAUAUGAAUUCCAAAAGGAAAGCAGAGACUUGGAAAAGAAACCGACGGCAGUUGGCCUUCUCUACUGUGGGAACUCCAGACUAUAUUGCUCCAGAGGUCUUCAUGCAGACUGGAUACAAUAAACUGUGUGACUGGUGGUCGCUUGGCGUCAUUAUGUAUGAAAUGCUAAUUGGUUACCCUCCUUUUUGCUCAGAGACUCCUCAAGAAACGUAUAAGAAAGUAAUGAAUUGGAAAGAGACUCUAAUAUUCCCUCCAGAAGUUCCAAUCUCUGAAAGAGCUAAAGAUCUUAUUCUAAGAUUUUGCUGUGAAUGGGAACAUCGAAUUGGUGCUCCAGGCGUUGAGGAAAUCAAAACAAACCCUUUUUUUGAAGGGGUCGACUGGGAGCAUAUCAGGGAGAGACCUGCGGCAAUAUCAAUAGAAAUUAAAAGUAUUGAUGAUACUUCAAACUUUGAUGAAUUUCCAGAAUCUGAUAUCCUUAAACCAGCAGUGACCACAAGUAACCAUCCAGAGACAGACUACAAGAAUAAAGACUGGGUCUUCAUCAAUUACACAUACAAGCGUUUUGAGGGCUUGACAGCUCGAGGGGCAAUACCAUCCUACAUGAAAGCAGGAAAGUAGUGACUCGUAACAAAACUAUUUCUGAGCCUUGGUUCUUGCUCGUCAGCACAAAUUCUUUAUCUACCCUUCUGAGCUUUACCCACGAACUGUGAACUCAAAAGAGUGCAAGAUAACAUCUUUAUGCACCGUUUACAUAAAAAUGGAUUUAUCAUGGGAAUAUUUCCACAAAUGGCACUUGUGGCCUGCCUUUGCAAGAUUUAUUGUGGAUGUAGGUUCUUUUGACUUUAGUUAAAAUUCUGCAGACUUCUUUGUCAACAAGGAGGAAAAGCGCAUUACAAAGCAUAGCAUAAUUUGAGUUAUUUCUGUGUGUUCUGUUUUUACAAGUGCUGCACUAAGCACUGUUCUAAGGGCUAAAGUAAUUUAAAGAAACAGAGCAAUAACUAGUAUUGAGAGAGAAAAUUCUUGGUAAGUUAUCCUAUAGGAGGGCAAAACCAGUAUUGCCUUAAAGGUCACUAGAGUAUUGUAUACUUGGUCAAAAGCUUUCUGGAUAGCAAAUUUUAUUCCAACUCAACAAUAGCCUCAAACCUGCUGCACUUUACUCUUGGUACUGAAUUAGUGAUCCUCCAGUGUUAAAUUCUUUCUAAACUUCCAUCUAGCAGAUCAUGUUGCUUUUUGUGAGCAGUACAAGAAAGAGAGCACGAUUACUGAUCAGAUUUAUUCUAUGUAACUAACUUAGUAAAAAGCAAAUCAAUGUAAAUAAUAACACACGAUAGCUAAUAUGGCAAGAAGCCCUGUCCCUAUACAUCUGCAGAGUGUGUGUAAAGAUUCCUUUCCCCAUGUCAGUUAUUGCCAGAGGAAAAUAUUAAUGUGUAACAUUUCAGCAUUGCAUUUUUUCUGGAGAACUUAAUCCUCUGCAGCUUGGAAACCAAGAGCCCUACAGUGCCUUCAGGAUGCUUCCUGUGCACAACUAUUUAAAAUACUUAGGCUCAUGGAAUUUUAGUAAUCUGACUUGAUUGCUCAAGGUUUCUGUGUAGUUCCAUACCAUGAACUCUGCUUGUGCUAUUGGGUGGCAUUAACACUCUUUAAAAUGUUCAGGUUAUCCAGCUGAACUCUUCUCUCAUGUCUACAUAAUGUACUAGAUGUGUCUCUGGUCACCAUUGCCAUCUGCUGCCCUGUAGCUCUUGGAAAUUCAUAGGAGAUUCACAGAAAUUCAGUAGUUAUUAGUGGCAUGCUCCUUAGAGGGAGUGGUUGUGCAGAAGGAGACUUGUUACACUGGGGACCCAAAAAUGAAGGCAGAAAAAUAUGGAAUGAAGAUUGAAUGAUGUUAAUUUAGAACUUUUUGUUAUCUCCUGCAGUUUCAUCAGUUGAUGUGCAAAUAGGUUAAAAACAACUGAAGUGUUGCUUGCCAAAUACUUGGUGUUUUAGAAGAGUUGAUGGAUCCUUCCAUAGUGUUACAAUAACAGCUGAAUCUAUUCUCCUUAAAUAUAAGAAGGCUGUUCUGGUAUGCUGUAUCAUCAGAUGGGACAGGGAAAUGAAAUAUCCCAUUGUUUUUCCACAAUAAAGCAAUUCCAUGUACUUUUC
Molecule: messenger RNA, 3351 nt
Organism: Heteronotia binoei (common prickly gecko)
Lineage: Eukaryota; Metazoa; Chordata; Lepidosauria; Squamata; Gekkonidae
Gene: STK38
Product: serine/threonine kinase 38
Exons: 15
Coding region: 433-1830 (465 amino acids)
Biological process (GO): intracellular signal transduction; peptidyl-serine phosphorylation
Molecular function (GO): ATP binding; protein serine/threonine kinase activity
Source: RefSeq, a predicted model, not a curated record